AAUGUUCCAAGUUUUAGUAUUUUAUUGACAAAAAUUGUCGUUAUGGGCUUUAAACAAUCCAACAGGUUUCAAUAACGCAAUGUUGAGUAUUCCAUUAAAAGAAAACAAAAAAAAUAUUCAUAAUAAAAUCGUAGAUAGGCUGUGAAUCAAACUGUAUGUAAACCGAUUAUGAUUAUUAACAUAUUUUGGCUACAGUUCACACAGAAUUUCUGACAUGUCAGACGUGUGUAAAACGUGUUUGGUCUUUAUUUUAUUUUUUAACGGAGUGAAGUUCCUGGAUAAUAAACUAUCGUUUACUUCAAAUCUCGCGUGAAUUGAAUCAGUACUGAAGUCUCGCGGUUCUGUGGGAAUGCGUCGGGCAUCUUGGUAACCAAAAUAAGACUAAAAAAUUUGCCAAGCGUCAAAUAACUGGAUAUAACUGGUUCUGUUAUAUUCUAAAAGCCGCAGCAUGUCUGACAGCGAGGACAGCGACUUCUCCGACAACCAGAGCGAGCGCAGCAGCGACGGAGAGGCCGAAGAGGCGGAGGAGAAUGAGGAGGAGACGAACAGCCCUGUGGGCAGCGACAAAGUAGCCGAGGAGGAGGGGGAGGACCUGGAUGAUGAGGACGAUUAUGACGAAGAGGAGGAAGAGGACGAGGAUGAUGACCGCCCCAGGAAGAAGCCAAAGCACGGAGGGUUCAUCCUGGAUGAAGCUGAUGUGGACGAUGAGGAUGAUGAAGAGGAUCACUGGGCGGAUGAAAGUGAAGACAUUCUGGAGAAAGCUAACGAAGAGGCUGAAGUGUCUAACCUGGGCCGCGUGGUUCUGGAAGACGAUCAUUCUGGAUCCAGACGGCUGCAGAACCUCUGGAGGGACUCCAGAGAGGAGGCUCUGGGAGAAUACUACAUGAAGAAGUACGCCAAGUCUUCAGCGGGAGAGCAUUACUAUGGCGGCACUGAGGAGCUUUCUGAUGACAUCACUCAGCAGCAGCUGCUUCCUGGUGUCAAAGACCCCAACCUGUGGACGGUCAAGUGUAAGAUCGGCGAGGAGAGGGCGACCGCCAUCGCUCUGAUGAGGAAGUUCAUCGCCUACCAGUUCACUGACACACCGCUGCAGAUCAAGUCGGUGGUGGCGCCCGACCACGUCAAAGGCUACAUCUACGUGGAGUCCUACAAGCAGACGCACGUCAAAGCGGCCAUCGAGGGCAUCGGCAACCUGAGGAUGGGCUUCUGGAACCAGCAGAUGGUUCCCAUCAAAGAGAUGACGGACGUGCUGAAGGUGGUCAAGGAGGUCACCAACCUGAAGCCCAAGUCCUGGGUCCGUCUGAAGAGGGGCCUGUACAAGGACGACAUCGCUCAG
Molecule: messenger RNA, 1336 nt
Organism: Oryzias melastigma (Indian medaka)
Lineage: Eukaryota; Metazoa; Chordata; Actinopteri; Beloniformes; Adrianichthyidae
Product: transcription elongation factor SPT5
Biological process (GO): regulation of DNA-templated transcription elongation; transcription elongation by RNA polymerase II; transcription elongation-coupled chromatin remodeling
Cellular component (GO): DSIF complex
Molecular function (GO): mRNA binding
Source: RefSeq, a predicted model, not a curated record